AUGCGUCGUCAUACACAAAAUAACGAUUUUAGACACUAUUCUUUUUUACCUCCGUCGAGUAAAACAUCUGCGAGAAAUACUCAUUAUCAAUACUAUGAUCGUCGUUUACGUACUAAACAAAAUAUUUAUUCGAAUAUGACACAGAUUCCUACGUAUUCGUCGCCACGUUCUCCGUAUCAUUCUCAAUCAUCGACAACAGUUGCUGAUCUAGGUGAACCAAUAUCAGCAUUUCAUGAUAUAGCACCUCCUGUAUAUCGUCAGUCUGCUGUAACGUCUCUUCCAUUAGUACGUCAACCAUCGAAUAUAAGUCGACAAGCAUCCAUUAAUAAUGAACGUAUGGCUAGAGCCAGUGUUAUGCGUGAACGUAUACUGCAAGGUAUUCAACACAAUAUGAGCGAAAUUGAUCAAGAACUAUCUUCAUUAAAAAAACGACCUUCAAUUUCGCAUCAUAUUCCACCUCGUCUUACGCCUCUUGUGAAUACACAGCCAACAUCUGCUCAUAAAAGUACUCCUUCACCAAAUGUCGAGAGUAAAAAUUGGCCGAACAAACAAAAAAAAGUUUAUCAAGUUGUUCCACGUAUAUCAAGUGAAAUGUCGAAAACAUCGCAAGUUUCAACGCCAAAAUUAAUGAUGAAUUUCAUUACAGAUUCAUUCGUCGGUCAAUAUCAUUAUGGACCUGAAGUAGAAGAAAUUGAAAUUGAUGAUAAUGAUCCAGAAAAUGAAGAUCUUAAAUCAACUUAUGAUGAAAUAUCUCAAUUUGAUUUUCAUGAAACAUUUACUCUCGAUCAAUUUCUUCGUGAACAGUCAAAUUUAUCACAAAAUCGUGCAUUAAUAUCAGUUCCAGAAUAUGUUGAUAAUGAGGACACGAGAAUGAAUGAAUCAACAGAAGAACUCGAUGAAAAAAAUCUAAUCGAUACAAAUACUGUUCGACCUUCAACUGUCACAUCCUUACGUGAAUUAACAUCGGUUGGAAAAUUGAAUAUUCAAGAUUUUCAAUCACUUAUACAAACAGCACCCGAAUUAAAAAUUGAAGUUCCAUCCGAGCCACAAACAGUCAAUAUUGAAGAAUCACCGCAUGCAAUAGAUACAAAUUUAGCGAAUACUAUACUUUCUAAACCGAUGAGACAUUCUCGUCUAUCAAUAAGAACUCAAGACACACUUUCUCUCUCUUCGCAAACAACGAAAAAUCCUGAUAAUAAUAAUAAUAAUCAUAUGAAUUAUUUUUUUAGUGAUUUUGGCAAUGAAUUCGAAGGCGAAGAAGAUCUUAUAUCGAUUGAUCCCUAUAAUUUUGCUCCACCAACUGAAUCAGAACUCAUGUCCGAAGAUAAUAGAAGUAAUGUUUUAAUGAGACAAUCUCAAACAUCAUUAUUAAAUCCUCAUGCAUCACAAAAACAACACAUUGAAAAUAAUAAUCUUUAUUUAGAAGAAACAGAAAAGAAAAAAAUCGAUGCAUCGACGAAACAGAGUGUUACUGCGAUUUCAGCAUCACCUUCAAUGAAAAUGCUUCCAAUUUCAAUCGCUGACAACACACAAACUAAGUUUGAGAGAAAUAAUAAUAAUAAUAAUAAUAAUAAUAAUAGUAGCAGCGACAAGCAUCAACAGCAUGCAUUAGCAACAUCAUUAGAUAUGAAUGAAAACGAAUCAUCCGACGAUAAUCCAUUCGAUGAUUUACCUACUAAUCUUCGUUCGUCUCUAUCAAUAUCUGAACAAAAAACUACAAAUAGAAUUUAUUCGAAAAAUGCUACACCUACUGAUGAACGAUCAAGGCCAAUCAGUAAGCAAUCUAAUUCAAGUCGACAACGAUCUGCUUCUCUGCAUCAUUCAUCUCGAAAGCAAUUUAAUGAUCUUCUUUCUCGAGAACAAUCGUAUAUAUCUUUUAUUGAUCAUGAUGAAACAACAACCAUACAAACAGAAAAUGACCUUGAUGAUCAACAACAAACAUCGAUUAAAUCACGUCGUAAUUCAGCUAUUCCUGUUCCGCUUACUUCGCCCGACCCAAAUAAUAUUCCAGUAUCUACGUCAAGGACAGCAUCACCUGAAAGAAGAAAUUCAAUUUCUUCAAUCGAUCAAAAUAUACUUUUCACACCAGAUGAUAUUAUAGAUUUCGAUAAUUCAACAAUAGAUAAUACUCAAGUGAUAUCUUCUCAACAGCCAAAUACAGAACAUGAAGAAUCUGGUUCUCCAAUAGAUUUGAUAUUAUCACAAGCAAAUCAACAUGAAACAAAUAAUGAACUACUGGAACGUGAAUUAGCAAGAAGUCAAAAUCAAGAUGAAUUUAUCGAUCAUAUCCCUUCACCGUCAUCGCCAAUACACGAACAAGACCAACACACUCAUCCACCACCAUCAUCAUCGGUUAAUAAACAAGAUGACGAUAUCCAUCCGCCAUUGCCAUCAGACCAACAUCCAAAUGAACUAGUUCAUCAUAGUCCUUCGCCACCAUCUUCAUCAAUACAUAAGCCAAAUCACUAUAGUCAUUCAACAUCAUCACCAGUAAAUAAACAAAAUCACCAUAUGCAUUCACCAUCAACAUCAAUACAUGAGCAAAAACAUCAUACACAAUCAAUAACAUCAUCAAUGCACAAACAGGACCAUAAUCGAUUAAAAUCAGUUUCACCAUUAACCGUGGAAACAAAGAAAACUGACGACGAUGAUGAUAAUAACAAUUUACAUUUACCAUAUAUUUCUCCGCCACACAGUGAUGUAUCCGAUGCUAAAUUAACAUCCAUUGGACGAGAAGAUACUUUUAGACAACCAAUAUCUCCUGAUUAUACAAACAAUCAAUCGGAAAAAUCAGCAUCAGCGCCAUUAGAGUCAAAAUUAGGUAUUGAAGAUCAAUCGAAACAUGAAGACAAAGAUCUAUCUCCUCCAGUAUUUAUAACAGAACAAUUACCAUUAAUUACUGCAAGUCAACGACGUUCGAAAUUAUCCCUUUUAGUACGUGGACCAAAAUCUCAGCAAAAUAAUUCUACUCAUGAUGAAAAUCCACAAACACAUACAGAAGAUUUAUCUUGGGUAAAUACAAAACGAAAAUCAAAACAACAACAUCAUGUUUCGUAUGCUGAUAGUACUUCUACUUUCCAAAUGAAAGAAGACAAUUCUUUAAAACAUUGGCGUGAACGUAUUAAUGCUAUUUUAACAAAAAAUCAUUCAGUUAAUGAUAAAUAUUCAUAUGUACCAUCACGUGUCAAUUCAUUUGGUAAUUUUGAAUAUCAACCAAACAAAAUAUUAACUUUACCAAGGAAAAACUUACGUAAAAAAAUUUCUUCUGAUUAUCACAUGGAUAGCAAAGACAAUAGAUUGAAGAAAGUCAAAAGUCAACCUGAGAAAGAAAUUGUUCAAUUCAAAGAAACGUCACCAGAAGUAUUGGGACGACUUUGGCCACUAGGCGGUGGAAGACCAAAGAUUUUUUCUGAAAAACUCAAAUGGAAUAGAAAGUCAAAGAUUAGAUCAUAUUCAUUGGAAAAUAUUCAGCAUAAGCCACAGCAAAGUUCUGUUAAAAUUUUUAAUAAAAAACCUAAAUGGCACAGUGAAUCUAGACUAGCUGAACUUAUAAAAGUGAGUCCACGUCGUCCAAUUUUCACGGAAAGGGUUUCAGUAAAACAUGUGCCUGUUAACGAAGGAUUAUAUAUUCAUCAAGAAGAAUCUGAACUCGAAACGAAGAUUUUCGAUAUAAAUUUCAAUGGUCAACCAUUAAUAUCCGAUAUCCAGCAAAAUUCUACCGAUGACUUAUCGUUCGAUUACAAACAAAAUCCUAAACUAAUUUUUCACAGAAAACUUGUAUGGGGCAAAAAAUCUAAAUUAAAAGAUUUAAUAUGGAAAAACAAAGAUUAUCAACCAAAACAAUCUGAAGUUAAAAUUUUCCAUCAAGCAAUUCAUUGGAAUAGUGAAUCAAAACUAAAAAUAACUCAUUCAUUAAAUUGGGGUACCCAACAAAACCUAAAGUACUGGUCGGCAAUGAAUCUACCUCGACUAACAGAAAAGAGAGCACUUUUUGCUCAAUAUUACGAUUCGAAAUGGAAUGAUGUUAUCAAGGACCAUACUGAAACACCGGUGAAAAUUGGUCGUGUGAUAGAAAAACCAAAAUUACAAGAUUAUGUUGAAGAAAAUUUCAAUGACACGUUACAAAACGAAACACGAGCAGAGGUAAUAUAG
Molecule: messenger RNA, 4152 nt
Organism: Rotaria socialis
Lineage: Eukaryota; Metazoa; Rotifera; Eurotatoria; Philodinida; Philodinidae
Source: the annotation of a GenBank genome assembly